AUCAGCUGUGGAAACCGGCGAAACGUUUCCUGCGCCCGUACUAUAUCGAUUAAUGGCUUUUAAAUCUCUCGGCCGUAUACAAAGUAACACCUGGUUGUACUUGAAAUUUUUUGCUUCCUCGCUCGUGAUCUAACCGUCCGUAGAUUCUCUAACGUUUAUUCUCAGUUUUCGUAGUCCUCUCGAAAUGGCUCUCCAUUGGAGCAAUAAAUAUGUAAACAGGCAAGCGUCUAAAUUUACGUUGCCGCUGUGGAUUGGUCAGCUAGACUAGAUUAUAGAAGCUUGUUAAUGGACCUCUUUUUUUCGAACCGCCCUGUAUACGCGGGUUCGCAGCAGGUAGGCCGCUUCUCUAACGCAGUCGGCUCGUUGUCUGGUAGUCUGUGGUAGUCUUGUCUCGUUGCUCGCGCGAGUAUACGCGUUCCUCACGCACGCCUCUUUCAUCCGUCGUUCAGGAAAAUUCGAACAGUGCUAGCUUUAUCGAAUCCAGUGAGAUAGCUGAAAGGCAACCGUAAUCAUGGUGUACAUUUGUUUAUGGGGACUCUGAUCACAAUUUGCAUUUAGCAAAUUUGCCUGUAUCUGUACAUUUUAGUCAUCAACUAACAUUUCAUCAAUCCUUUUAGUUUAAAAUUAAAGUAGCGGUGACUAAAAAAAAAUCAAAUCUUAUUGCAGGAUAUGUGAUUAUAAAUUAUAUGCUAGCAAUGCGAACGAUAUAUAUUUGAAACUGAAAACGUUGUAUUUGUAACAUAUUUAUACAUACGUAAUAAUUUAUUAUUCACAUAUCUGUAAUUCUGCGAACGGUAUGCUUUUCGUAAAUAACUGUAUCUUAUGUGACGAAGGAUGCCGUUGUAUCCACAUGGUAUAUCUCUCACGCUACACACUGAUUAAAGUUCGCACCCUUUUUUAUCACUUUCACUUGAUUGGCUCAGCAGAGCACUACAACACAACGAGACGGUAGGAAGAUUAACGAAUAAUAAGACGUAUGUUUUAUUAUUUUAUGGGGGCAUAAGAGAGGUUCGUCAUUUCUUCAGUCAUCGUAUUUUUUUUCUCUCUUUCGUCUCUUUUUCUCUCUUUCUCUCUUCUACCAUUUCUGUGGCACAUUCGUGAGUAAGUUUCCGCACGACGAUAACGCUGAGAGGUGGUGACGAUAACGUCGAGAGGUGGUGACGAUAAUUACUCCGAGUUGAAGCAGCCUCAUUAAAUUAGUACAUAAUGAAACGGCGUUUGAGAACAGCCCUGUCCGCCGCGUUUCUCGCGCAUUUAAUCGCGGCUGUCGCUCUCGAGAGCGAGCGAGCGGAGGAAGAGCCAGAGAAAUCAUGGAAGGAAACCUUUACCGUUCCUCAUGUUUACCCAGAGAAAACGACCGACAUCGAUGGUGACGGGUCCGGGAAGCCCCGCGUGUCGCUAUGCUGUCGCGUUGGCACUUUCCUCAGGAAAGACGACUGCGUAGAGGACACCAUGAACGGGACGGAAGCGGUGCAGCUGCCGAUGAUCUACGAAACGGAUCUUACACCGACGAACGUCACCGCAAGCGACAAACAUUUUGUUGUUUUAACAUGGAAUCCGUGUCCCGGCAUGAAACGGUAUUCUUUGAAUCCGUACAUGUACGAGGACGAAAAAUGGUAUCUGCUGUCCAACGGCUCCGUAAUGCGACCCUGCGCUGAAGAGCCGGAAGAACGUAUCCUCCAUUACUAUGAAUACUGUCUGGCGCGGGUGAGAAGUUCCGAGCAUUCGGAAUAUCUGGCGUUCUUCUGCGAGGAAGUGUAUCCACUUGAGAAUGACAAGAGUGGCGAAGUUGUAUAUUCCUUUGGGAUGCUUGCAUCCGUCCCGUUCUUGGUCGUCACGUAUGUUGUCUACUGGUUGCUGCCCGACUUGAGGAAUCUGCAUGGGCUGACGUUGCGUGGAUACGUCGGCUGCUUGGCGGUGGCAUACAGCUUGCUGGGAGUGUUGCAGUUGACGCCGCAGGAACAAAUAUCGAACUGCAUCUGCAUCACAAUCGGAUUGAACUUUUUUUUUUACAUUGAAAGAAAGAGAAGAGAUAAACCGUGGAAGAAGUUCAGUCCUGUGGCGUGGAAAAAGCACAAACCUCAAGUUUUUUCAGUCAUCAAUCGUAACGAUUCACUUUGGCUGCUAUGAAGCGGACCGGAAGCUCGUACGUCUUAGACCCAAGAAAGU
Messenger RNA from Solenopsis invicta (red fire ant), 2169 nucleotides. Its product is annotated as G-protein coupled receptor Mth2-like. Gene Ontology annotation, molecular function: G protein-coupled receptor activity. The record is from RefSeq and is a predicted model, not a curated record. The transcript is spliced from 4 exons. Bases 1207 to 2130 code for a protein of 307 amino acids. NCBI's taxonomy places the organism in Eukaryota, Metazoa, Arthropoda, Insecta, Hymenoptera, Formicidae.